This is a messenger RNA of Colletotrichum destructivum, 2518 nucleotides long. RefSeq names its product Putative zinc/iron permease. Gene Ontology annotation, molecular function: zinc ion transmembrane transporter activity. Gene Ontology annotation, cellular component: plasma membrane. The record is from RefSeq and is a predicted model, not a curated record. NCBI's taxonomy places the organism in Eukaryota, Fungi, Ascomycota, Sordariomycetes, Glomerellales, Glomerellaceae. The coding region runs from base 351 to 1895 and encodes 514 amino acids. Gene Ontology annotation, biological process: zinc ion transmembrane transport. The transcript has 3 exons.
CCUUGACAUCAUCACCGCCUGUUUCUUCUUUUUUCCCCUUGAACCCACUUGGAACAACGACUCGUGUGAUCCAUCUCCGUUUUCAUUGCAUCAUCCUCUUACAAUACCAAUCAAAAGACACACGUCCCGAAGCCAUUGCGUACAGCAUUUCGAAGACGACCAAGACCAUUUUCACAUUGGACGCAGUCGAGAACGACGUUGAACUGAGUGGUGCUUGAAGAAAGCCAAACAGACAAAACAUACAACACACACACACACACACACACACACACAUACACAAGGACAAGACAUCAGCCAGCAGCAGCAGCAAGGAGAUUCUCUCCCCUCUCCAUCCCACCGCCGCCUCCACGAUGAACUGUCCCUCGCGCAACGACGACAUCACGCUCGAGCACCCGGACUGGAACCAGAACCCGCCCUUCCUCGCCGCCGACCUCACCACCUGCGAGGACCUGAACGGCAUCGCCAACGCCCGCGAGCAGCGCCGCGCCCGGGGCGGCGCCGGCGAUGGAUCCGACGGCCGGGGUGACGAGAUGAAUUACCAGACGCUGCCGCGCCUGCAGCCCGACAGGCGGCAGCCCGUUUCGGGAGGGUGGAACCACGGUUUCCACCCCCGAAACAAAAAGGUGCAUGGUGGUGACGACCAUGCGCCUCUCCUCUGGGCCUCCGUGCCCGCCCGCUCCGCCCUCUGGGGCUGGGUGAGCUGGAUCCUGUCCGUCCUCGGCUGCUCAGCCAUCAUCUCCGCGCUCAAGAGCCCCGAGGCCGUGGCUUCGUUUCUCGUUGCGUCCAAACAGGCCGCUGCAUCCAUCACCAAACGCUCCGCCCGCUCCGUCCGCCGCUCGACCUGCCCAACCGGCGGCCUCGGCGACGAGGACGCCUACAACACGCCGCUCCACGUCGGCGCCCUCUUCAUCAUCCUCGCCGUCUCCUUCCUCGCUUGCGCCCUGCCGCUCAUCGCCGCCGCUGUGCCCGGCAUUCGCAUCCCGCGGCCCUUCUUCUUCGCCGUCCGCCACUUCGGCACCGGCGUCCUCCUCGCCACCGCCUUCGUCCACCUCCUCCCGACCGCCUUCACCCUCCUCGGCAACCCGUGCCUCAGCUCCUUCUGGGUCGAGGACUACCCGGCCAUGCCCGGCGCCAUCGCCCUCGCCGGUAUCUUCCUCGUCACCAUCAUCGAGAUGGUCUUCCAGCCCGCCCGCCACAUGACCCAUGUCCCGGACGACUCGGUCCUCUCGUCGCCGACGACGACGACGACGACGACGAUCCCGGGCCAGGAGUCUCAGUCCCAGCCUCAGUCUCGGUCCCCCUCGCAGGCCGACGAGAGGCUCUCCAAGCGCGUCGACGAGGAGAACCGCCCCGUCGCGCGCCUCGACGCCCACGGCGCCCUCGUCCUCUCCCCCGCGCAGCAGCACCAGAAGGACAUUUUGCAGUGCAUGAUGCUCGAGGUCGGCAUCCUCUUCCACUCCGUCUUCAUCGGCAUGACCCUCAGCGUCUCCGUCGGCCACGAGUUCGUCAUCCUCCUCGUCGCCAUCGCCUUCCACCAGACCUUUGAGGGCCUCGCCCUCGGCUCGCGCAUCGCCUCCAUCGACUGGCCCAAGGGCAGCCUGCAGCCGUGGAUGAUGGCCCUCGCCUACGGCUGCACGACCCCGGUCGGCCAGGCCAUCGGGCUCGCCACCCACCGCCUCUACAGCCCGGACUCGGAGUUCGGCCUCAUCCUCGUCGGCACCAUGAACGCCAUCUCGUCCGGCCUGCUGGUCUUCGCCGCGCUGAUCGAGCUGCUCGCCGAGGACUUUUUGUCCGACGAGAGCUGGCGCAUCCUGCGGGGCUCCAAGCGCGUCUGGGCCUGUCUGCUCGUCUUCUUUGGCGCCUUCGGCAUGAGUCUCGUCGGCGCGUGGGCCUAGGUUCCGCUCGCAGGGAGACUGCCCAAGGCCGGAAUAAUGAGGUGUUUUUUCUGGAAGGCAGAACCGCCGUUGGACUGGCCUACGGUUUGAUCCGCGCCUGAAAGGACGCGGUGAGGCGUCUAUUCGGGGACCGUCAAGGGACAUGGGAAAGGAGCACAGCGUGAGCUGUCUCCUCUCUGACCCGUCAACAUUACCUUUCGUCGAUGGAGGCACGCUGGUCUAACUAGCUGCCAGCCUUCGUCUCUCGUUCAAAGUCUUUGGUUUUAGGAUUGUUGUUUGGCAGAUUUCGUUCACGGAGCCACGGCUUGGGAAGAUAGCCGAUGGGUAGAUGAUUUUUGGUUUUGAUGUUUCGCUUGUUGCUCAUGUCACAUGGGCGUCCACUCGUUUUCAAAGUUCAAAAGGACCGCGGAUAGAUGUUACAUACCGAAAAGAAAAGACCAGGUAGAAAGCGAAGGGACAAUACAACUGUUGUCUUCCCCCUGGACCACGAUGGUAGCAGAUGAUGAUCCCCUAGCAACCGUCCACGUCAUCAGAUAUGUCUAUCAUGUCUACCUUCACACCCUUCCAGACCUGAAAUUUCUUGUUUCGAACAGGAUCGACUUCAACCCCUGAGCCACGACGCC